Microthlaspi erraticum is the source of this 684-nucleotide messenger RNA. NCBI's taxonomy places the organism in Eukaryota, Viridiplantae, Streptophyta, Magnoliopsida, Brassicales, Brassicaceae. The record is from the annotation of a GenBank genome assembly.
AUGAAAGUGUCUGACCAAGCCCUGGAACUCUUUCCAUGGAUCAUAUGGCAAAUCUGGAAAGCCCGGAACACAAAAGUCUUUGACGACAAGGACAUCGAUCCCAUAGAUACAUAUCAACUUGCAUAUGCCGAAACACAGGCUUGGCUUGCGGCGCAAACUUUGGAAGAGAUGACAGAAGAACAUACAUACACGGAGCUAGGACUAAGUCAAGAGGAAUCUCUACCUGUUUACCCACGAUGUCAAACUGAUGCCUCUUGGGGUGUCGAUAGUCCAUUCAUGGGUACAGGUUUCAUUAUCGAAAAGGAAGAAGGAGACUGCAUUUAUGGAGCUUCCUCAAUGCAUCAGGUCAUGUCACCUCUACAUGCUGAAUUUGCAGCGCUCCUAUGGGCUAUGAAGGUUUCCUUGGAAUUGGGACACACCUCACUCCAUUUCGAGACAGAUUGCCUACAGCUGGUAUCAAUCAUCGAGGAAGAAGAAGAUUGGCCGUCAUUGGCUUCGGAAUUAGACGAGUUUUUCUUCAUUCGUGCCUCUUAUACUUGCUUUACUUUGUCUUUUAUCCCACGUUUGUUAAACGUCCGUGCCGAUUGCCUAUCCAAAGGGGCACGAGCACGAGACUCCAUUUGUACUCAUGUAGACACUUCGAUUCCAAACUGGGUAGCUCACCAACCUCUCCUCUUUGGUUAA